AAAAUACAAGCAUAACGUCUAAUUUGGGACUCCUGCAUGAAAAUGUCUGAAAAUGCACAGACUCUUACAACUGGAGAACGAUUUCAACUUCUUGUGGUUUAAUUCUAUGUACAAAUCGUGUUCAGAUACCAUGGAGGAUGACGAAAUCGAUAAUGAUUUUAAUUUUGAGAAGUCUCCCAAGAUUGAAUCUCCUACCAGAGAGGAUUGGAAUGCACAGCCUGGGGAUAAAAAUGACCCUAAGCCUGGUGUUUCUACAGACUCCCAAACUUACCAUAUCACAAAUUUGCCUCCUGAAAUAAUGCAGCACAUUCUGAAAUUUGUUUCCUUUGAUAAUAUUGCUAAAAUCAGACUUGUCUGUAAACACUUUGACAACCUGUGUUCUUCAAUACUGAACUCCGAAUUUAAUCGGCUACGAUCCGUGAUUCAACAACGUUUGCUCAGCAUCAAAUCACAGAUGCCAAGACGUGAAUCAGCACGUAGGAAACAUGCUCUGGCUAGGGAACAUGAUAUCAUCGAAACUCUUAACAUGAGGCUGUCAUUGCUUCAUAUGACUUUAGGAAAACAUAUCGAAAGAAAGUAUUGCUGCUUUUUCCCAGGAGAGAUUAUAGAUGAAGUUUAUCGAGUUUUGAGAUACAUAGAAAAUACUCCUUGCUUGAAUCAUGGAUACAAAGUAACUGAUGAGCUUUUUGAUUUGUCCACUAUGGCUAUGGAAUAUUUCAAGGAACAUAUUGAACCAAGGCUACCAGAAAUAUCAUAUUUUGCUCCAGAUUUCCUUGAUUAUUCAAUGCUAAGCUCAACGCAUGAGACUCAGCUAGCUAUUGAAGAAACCAUCGCUAGAGCAAAUUCUCGAAGCUCAUCUUCCACAUUGACUAAGGAUCCACUAAUACUGUUGAGCCGCCACUUCAGAAAAAUCAAAGAAACUGUCAAAAAAAAUGGGACAGAUAUUAUGAAUGCAAAACACUCUCUGAAGGUGUUUAAGAAAAAAAUUAAUUCCUUGGAGAAAGAAGUGCAGCAGAUAAAGUGGCAGCAAAAAGAUUCAGAAAAAGUUAUACCUGAUGUGUGUAAAAUAAAUGAAGUCUUAUUGGAGGUAAAUCGACAUAAAGUAGAAUUGGAAUUACUGAAAGCUGAAGUGUCCAAUCAGUCUUGUUCAUGCCACAGUUCUCAGUCUACCAAUAGCACAGAAUUAAAAGAUUCCAAGGAUUCUGCGUUGCCUGGGAAAGAAAAACAUGGUGUCAAACUUGAAAUGGCAGAUGACACGAAUAAAAGCUCCAAAGAAAAAAGUUCUCAGGAUGGAGUUUCGACAGAACCAACUGAACGCAAAAAAAUAAUCAAAAAAGAUAAAAAGUUAAGUUCUGUUGCCCAGGUACAAACUGAUAAAGAUUUCAAAGGUUGUUCAACCCUGGUAAAUAACUCUCUAGCGGAGCUUAAAUCGCUAGAAGAGGUCUCUGAAGAUUUGAGCUUGAAGGAUAAAAUCUGCAGUGAAAAAAUUGUGUUAAGAACACCAUCUAAUAGGAAGAAUACAAGGAAUAAAAUUUCAUGUUCCUCCCCGGUGAAAAGUAAUGGGAAACGAAAACUAAAUCCUGGUGUUGAAUUUAAAACAGAAAAUGACUUUAAUGCAAAGAAAAAGAAAUUAGAUUUUAGCGUCAACAGUACUCCAUCAGUUUCAUUUACUCAUAAAUAAAUCAUUAUAGGAAGAAAUUGAACCAUCUUCUCUGAAGCAUUUUAUUAUUUUUGAUGCUCUGUUACAGCAAUAUCAUUUCCUCCAAGCAAGUUAAAUAUGUGCAAUGUUUGUGUGUGUGUGUUAUCUAGAGGUUUGUGCUUUUGAAGAUAAUGAACAGCUGAAUGAUAAUAAAUAAUGAAAUAUCAAUUUUCAAAUGUGAAUGGUAAUCCUUAUAUUAUUUAUAUAUAUAUAUUCAUUUAAAUAUUAGUUGAUUUCAAGUUCCAAGUAUGUUUUGUAUAUAAAUGCAUAUAUAGUUAAUUUUUGUCAGGUAUGUAUUAUUUGUGUGAGGAACUCUGAAAAUAAUCAUUUGUGUCUGCAGUUAUAAUUAUUAUUAUUUUUUUUUUUUUGGAAUUUCCAAAUAUCUAAAGCUAAAAAUAAGUAAUAUUGAUUUUGUGGUGGUGUUAAAUUAUAUUAAUUAGUAAAAUAGUCCUUAAUGGGCUUCCUUAAUCAUUUAACUAUCCAGAAAGCAGGUCUUGAACUUUUUGAGUCCUAAAUAUGUUUAGUGCAAAUUGUAAUUGCUUGAUGUGUAUCAUUGUGCAAUAAUAUAUAGUUGCAUACAUUCAAAAACCUUUUUAAGUACUUUUGGGUUAAAAGUACAGUACAACCUCGAUAUUUCAAAUCUCUCGGGACGGGAAAAAAAUUCGAGUUUUCGAGUUAUUAAGGUUUUAAAAAAAUUACACUACAAACUCUCACAAUUACACACACGUACGUUACAUGCAUUUAUAUAUGUACUUGGGGACCACUUCGGAUUAGGAUCUAUAAAGUAGUCUUCAAUAUUUUACUAAAUUUGAAAUUUUAUAAUUGUUGAAAGUGCACAGGAUGAGAUUUUGAAAUGAACAACAAUUUCAACUUGGUUUUUUCACCUAAAAAUUUAAAAAUUCUAAUUUUAUCUUCAACCAGUAACCCCAAGUUUAAAAACUUCUCCAUUUUGUAGGAGUUGUAAAAAGCAGAAUGAUGAAAAUGAGGAACGCAUUUUCCGUUUUCACUUGAAAACUGACAGACGAAAAAUCAACCUCUUUUCCUCAAAGUGGACAACAUGUUUUUGAAAAAUGCACAACGAUUCUGAACUCUAGGGGAAACACAGCACCCCUCUCAUACCAACACUCCCCUAUUAUCUUGCACCAAUCCCCUGUUCACAAAAUUUCCAAGAAAAGGGAUGAAAAAAUUUAAGCAAUUGUCCCUGAAACUUAUUUUACUACAAAAAUUGCUAAAGAAAAACGAGAAUUGAAAUUUGCUUCUGUGCAAAAAUUUCGACAUAUCAAGGGUUUCAAAAAAUAAAUUUCGAGAUAACUAUAGAAAAUACAUAGGCGCUUUUAUAGAAAAUGCUGGGGAAUUUUUUUUUUCGAGUCAUCAAGGGUUUCUAUAAAGAGGUUCGAGAUAUCAAGGUUUGAUUGUGUACCAUAAAUUCAAAAUUUAGUGUUGCCUGUUUCAGAGCGCUGAUAACUGAGCUGUUGAGAGUAAAAGUGGCAUCAGUCAAUAAAACAAGAUUUUUGGUUACUUUUUCACAAAACUCUACUGCUGUACAAUUUUACAAUUAGCCUCUUUUGGCAAAUAGUUGAAUUUAGACUUAACCACUUUCGUAUGAAGUAGAAUGAGGUCAAAAUUAAUUUCUGAUGGCAUGAAUAAAUUGUAAAAAAUAUCGACUAAUGCCACUUUUGCUCUCAACUACUAAAUUGGUUCUAGUUUUAAAUUGUUAGUGAUUAAAAAAGGUUUUUUGUUUUUUAAAAAGAAAAGUGAAAUUCACUUCAUCAUUAGUAUAACUAUAAUUAUUUAUUCUAAAGAUACUUUUUUUUUUUGUUUCUGCCUCAACAAUUGAUGGUAUCCUCUUCAUUUCAGUAUGAUAUCUUGCUUGGAUUUUAGUGACUGUAGUUUAUUGUCAAAACGAAUUUUGUGCAUUAUUCAGAUGGUUAAGAUUUCAACUCGUUAUAUACACAUGCAUUACUGUAGCAAAUUCAUUUUCUUAGAUGUAUUAUUAAAUCUAGUUUUUCAGUUUUAUCUAAAUGACAAUGGUGUUGCAUUGUACUUUUCUAUUUAUUUAUUAUCAUCAUCAUCGUGCAUCAUAUAUUCAUUGAAAUACUAUUUUUAUUGUAGUCAGUGUAGGGGGAAAUGAUUAAUAUAUUUAUGUAGUAAACUUAUCAUUGAAAAUAUAUUUUAGACUGAAAUCUUAUGAAUUGUGCUCUUUUGCAAAAUAUGUUUGUGUGUAACUUUAUUUUUAGUGAUUAAAGCUCAAAGUAUGUCAA
Molecule: messenger RNA, 3960 nt
Organism: Uloborus diversus
Lineage: Eukaryota; Metazoa; Arthropoda; Arachnida; Araneae; Uloboridae
Product: F-box only protein 28-like
Exons: 8
Coding region: 53-1681 (542 amino acids)
Biological process (GO): positive regulation of DNA-templated transcription
Cellular component (GO): nucleus
Molecular function (GO): protein binding; transcription coactivator activity
Source: RefSeq, a predicted model, not a curated record